AUGGCAAGUCCAUUACUAGUUAAAAAGUCUGUCGCAAAAAAGGAAUGGUUCAAGAAACCAGCCGCCGUGGCGACAGUAAUGACCGGCAAAAGGUAAGAAAAUACAAGAAAUGAAGACAAAGAUCCGCCGCAAAUGCAAGAGAGAAGCAGAGAGGCGCAGAGAAACGCCUCGAGCGGAGAGCGACGUCUCUGCGUCACUGGCCUCCACACUGGCGCCUCGUCGUCUGCGCUCUCGCGCCCUCGUGCUUCCCUUCCUUCGGGUCCGCACCAACUAA
Messenger RNA from Caenorhabditis auriculariae, 274 nucleotides. NCBI's taxonomy places the organism in Eukaryota, Metazoa, Nematoda, Chromadorea, Rhabditida, Rhabditidae. The record is from the annotation of a GenBank genome assembly.